AUGUCUGUCAAGUCCAAUGGAGUCCAGUUUUCCUACACGAAGGCACUGAUUUUAGUCGCGCUGGUGGCAUCGUCGGCUACUAGUGUGAUCACCACAGGAUCACCUGAAAAUGCCAUACACGGCUUGCAAGCUCUAAAUAGGCAGAAUGUCGGUCAUACUGAGGUCUCAAUCAAGCGUUACUUGAGAUCGAACGCAGAAAUGACCUCAAGUGAUCCUACCAGAAAUCCUGAAGAGAGGGUAGGCUUCACGUCAAGCUUCACAUCAAGCCUUUCCUCUCUCAAUGCCAGAAUGAAGACAAGUCUGUCAACGGUCAUCGAGAAACUGCAACGGUGGUGGUGGAGCCUGUGGCGGAAAUCCCCGAACUAUAUAUUUACUCGUUUGGGGCUUGGCUUUACAGAAGCCAAACUUUUCGAAAAUCCAGCCUUUUUCAAGUGGUUUGCUUUUUUGGAGUCAAGAUACCCGAACUCUGCAACUGAGGAGAUGUUCAAGGUCUUGGCAGGUCAUUAUAAGGACAAGGCUGUUCUUAUGAAAGUUCUAGUUGCAGGAACGACUUUGGAACGUACGAAAGAGAUCGCUGAUAAACUGCUUGAAAUCCAGUUCAAGAAGUGGAGGGAGAACCCUAGGACAUCUGUGAAUGAGGUUUUGACGUUUUUGAAACUCGCCGAGACAGGAGACGAACUAUUCGAGAGCCCAGUGUUGGACAAAUGGGUCGCUCUCGUCAAGAAUAUAUUUAAAGACGAGAAAAUAACACAUGAGAUCGUGUAUGUGAACUUGGCAGCGGAGUACGGGGAUGACGAGGCUUUUGCGAAGGCUCUUGCCAAAGGAAUCGCCGCCAACAAUCCCCUCGCUGAAAAACUGGAAGCCAUUCGACUAAGUCAUCAGGAAACGAAUAAUCCAAAAACAACCUUUACGUUUCUGGGCGACAAAUAG
This is a messenger RNA of Peronospora farinosa, 930 nucleotides long. The record is from the annotation of a GenBank genome assembly. Lineage: Eukaryota; Oomycota; Peronosporomycetes; Peronosporales; Peronosporaceae.